Molecule: messenger RNA, 1680 nt
Organism: Candida dubliniensis CD36
Lineage: Eukaryota; Fungi; Ascomycota; Pichiomycetes; Serinales; Debaryomycetaceae
Exons: 1
Coding region: 1-1680 (559 amino acids)
Biological process (GO): protein quality control for misfolded or incompletely synthesized proteins
Cellular component (GO): i-AAA complex
Molecular function (GO): misfolded protein binding
Source: RefSeq, a predicted model, not a curated record
AUGAGCUCAAGAUAUUUAUUACGAACCCGUAGUAGGGUAUUAUUUAAACCACGAAAUACAACAAUAACAACAACAACACAUGCCAACUUUGUUUUGCGUCGGCAAUUCUCACAAUAUAAUUAUAAUCGAACCUAUGCUGCCUACAAUCAACCGAAAACACCAUUCUGGAAAAAACUUGUAUAUGCGACAUUAGGACUAGGUAUUAUUUCUGGGUAUGUUUAUUAUAUGUGGUGGCCUAAACAUACUUUCCCGAGUUCGAUUGCCAAGUUUUUGCGUAAGGGGUUAUGGGCAGAAAGUGAUCGUGGGGAAUUUGAUUAUCAAUUAGCAUUGAAAUAUUAUUUGCAGGCAUUGGAGCAUGCAAAUGAAAUAGGAUUGGAUCCAUUAAGUGAUGAAUAUACCGGGAUACAGUUAAAAAUUGGUGAAAUGUUUGAAAGGUUGAAUAUGUUAACAGAUGCAGCAUAUAUUUAUAAUGAAAUUGCCACAUUAUACUUGACAGUUUUAACUGCGCCUCGUGAUUCCCCUGAGGGACAAAGAAUUAAAGACCGUAAACAUCGUCGUCAUUUAAUACAGAAGGAUUUGAGAAUUGCCAUUAAAUUGGUAUCGUUAAAUCCUACCAACCCGCUGUUAGCUAAAGCGAUACUUAUUACCCAUUUAAUAAUUGCACAAGAUGAAGUGAAUAAACGUAUGGGAUCGUCAAUAUCUUCAGCAAAUAAAUUGAAUUUGGUUAACAAGAUUGACCCCAAUAACAAACUGGUUUCCAAUAAUUCAAAUGGAGCCUAUACGGCAAUUUUAGAUAAUGAUACUAUAGUGAUUACAAAUAACAAAACUGGUGAAGAAAGUAGAAUCAAGAAAACUCCAGAAGUUUGGGAACCUUUUACCGAUGAGUUUUUCAACGCCAUGGAUUUAUUGAGUGCCGUUUGUAUUACUGCUGGUGAUUUAUCCAUGGCUACCAAAGUGAAAAUUGCCAUGAACGAAUCAAUGUUAUUAGCUGAUAUUGAACCAUCAAAAAUGUUAUUGUCACAAUGUAAUUUAGGAUCUUUGCUCUAUAUGCAAGCUGAAGAAUUAGAGGCACAAGAAAUAUCAAUGACAAGGAGGUUUUCUGAACUUUCUGGUAUUGAAUAUGAUCAAUUGUUAGAAACACAACAACAACAACAACAAAUACAAUUACAACAAUUAGAGAAAAACUCUGAAGAUAAAUCAAAUUUAAAUUCCAAAUCCAAUUCCAAGUUGAUUAUGGAAAAACUAAGAAAAACUGUGCCGCUACUGGAUCAAGAAGCCUUAGCUACGGUGACAAAGUCCCGUUCUGUUUGCUUGCAAUUGGCAAUUAAAUCGUAUGAGUCAGUAUUACAAUUUGCAAAAUCUUUCCCACAAGAUUUCAUUAAACAGCAUAAUGAAAUCAGUGAGACAGUAGCAUUAGCAACAUAUGGUUUGGGAGUUAUUAAUUUGCAUUUGAGUCAUUAUGAUAAAGCUGAACGAUUAUUGCGUGAAUCUAGAGUAAGAGCCAAAGCAUGUGAUUAUGGAACAUUACUACCAAUGAUUGAAAAAGAAUUGGAAAAACUAUUUAAUGAAAAAAAGUUGUUACUGCAAAAUGCUGAUGGCGAUGAUGGUAAUCACUCAAAGUUAAUGAAAAAGAAACAUUCUUUACAUGACAUUGAAAUGGACAUAACUUUGAAUAAAUAA